Molecule: messenger RNA, 4063 nt
Organism: Pygocentrus nattereri (red-bellied piranha)
Lineage: Eukaryota; Metazoa; Chordata; Actinopteri; Characiformes; Serrasalmidae
Gene: mocos
Product: molybdenum cofactor sulfurase
Exons: 15
Coding region: 207-2756 (849 amino acids)
Biological process (GO): Mo-molybdopterin cofactor biosynthetic process
Molecular function (GO): molybdenum ion binding; molybdenum cofactor sulfurtransferase activity; pyridoxal phosphate binding
Source: RefSeq, a predicted model, not a curated record
GGUACAGCACGGGUUUCCAGCGAAACGCAAGUGACUCGUGUCCUCUGCAUUUACCGAGACAUUUUCUGGUUUUCUGACGACACCGACCACUCUCCCCUCCACCCCCGAUGCCUGGACUUAGGACUCGGACACCGUAGCCUGUCAAAAGUUUAACAUCGGAAAUGUCAGCUAUGAGCGGUCGUCGGCUAGUUUGACAUUUGGAAAUAAUGGCGUCGUGUGAAUUCGCUGGUUUGUGCACAUUUGAGAGUUUUAAGAGAAACUGGCCGCAUUACGGGUUUGAUACUGACCAGCGAGAACUGAUACAGCGCGAAUUCACCAGGAUUAAAGACAUUACGUACCUUGAUCAUGCGGGGACAACGCUGUUUCCCGAAUCCCAGAUCAGAAAUUUUUAUGAGGAUAUAUCCAGGAAUGUGUAUGGCAACCCUCACAGCCACAAUCCCAGCAGCAGGCUGACACACGACACCGUGGAAAGUGUCCGAUACAGGAUACUGCAGCACUUUAACACCAGCCCUGAGGAGUACUCUGUAAUCUUCACCGCUGGCUGCACUGCUGCACUUAAACUAGUGGCUGACUCCUUCCCGUGGGUGUCUGCCCAUGGCAAUUGCUCAGGAAGUCAGUUCUGCUACCUCACUGACAACCACACCUCUGUGGUGGGCAUCCGUGGGGUGACUGGCCCUAAAGGAGUCGAAACAGUGCCUGUGUCACCUCAGGAAGUGGAAGCAAGGGCCAAAAAUAAUCAAACGUCUGUCAGUACAGGGCAUGAAUGCUCAGUGCCCCAUCUUUUCUGUUACCCUGCCCAGAGCAACUUCUCAGGGCGGAAGUAUCCACUGAGCUAUGUGAGAGGGGUUCAGUCUCGGCGUCUCUUCCCAGCGUGUGAGCGCAGAGGCCGAUGGUUCGUUCUGCUGGAUGCUGCCUGUUUCGCUGGCUGCUCACCACUAGACCUGAAGCAGCACCCUGCUGAUUUCGUGCCCAUCUCUUUUUAUAAAAUGUUUGGCUUCCCCACUGGACUUGGGGCCUUGCUGGUAAGGAAUGAGGCAGCUGAGCUGUUGAGAAAGGGCUAUUUUGGAGGAGGGACAGCAGCAGCUUAUCUGGUGGGAGAGGACUAUUUUGUACCAAACUCAAAUGUAGUCAGCAGAUUUGAAGAUGGCACCAUUUCAUUCCUUGAUGUUAUUUCCCUCCAUCAUGGUUUUGACACCCUUCACAAACUCACUGGUAGCAUGGUGAACAUUCAGCUCCACACAUUUGGUUUAGCUCGUUACACCUACAUUAUGCUUUCAUGCCUGCGCCAUAGCAAUGAACAGCCAGUGGCUCAAAUCUACUGUGACAAUGAGUUUGAGAGUGCAGCUGAGCAGGGAGCGGUCCUCAACUUCAACCUGCUGGACUGCCAUGGCCGAGUGGUGGGAUAUUCACAGGUGGACAAAAUGGCCUGUCUGUUCAGUGUUCAUAUGCGCACAGGAUGUUUCUGUAACACAGGGGCCUGUCAAGCCCAUCUAGGCAUCAGCAACCAAGAAGUGAAAAGGAACCUACAGGCCGGUCAUGUCUGUGGAGACAGCAUUGACAUGGUAGACGGGCGUCCCACUGGGUCCAUCCGCAUAUCCUUUGGGUACAUGUCUACUUUUGAGGAUUGUCGGAAUUUUCUUAAGUUCGUCGUGAGCUGCUUUGUGGAUAAACCAUUAAGACUGGACCAAGACAGAUUGGCAAGAUUAAGAUUGGCUGCACCAGCAGAGGCUACAGUUUCAAACGAAUUGACCUCUGUACCCAACGGGAGAACUGUACCUGAGGGGAUUGACCUGAAUAUCUUUCCUGGUCCUGUCAGAAAGGCCUCAUCAACUGAGGCUGUUUUAAAAACAGAGGGGAACAGUGGGAAGGCCCACACACUGACCAAUAUCUUUAUAUAUCCCAUUAAAUCAUGUGCUGCAUUUGAGGUGACAGAGUGGCCAGUGGUGUUGCAGGGGCUUCUGUAUGACCGCACAUGGAUGGUAGUGAAUGAAAAUGGAGUCUGUCUGAGCCAAAAGAGAGAGCCAAAACUGUGUCUCAUCCACCCACACAUCUGUCUGGCCUCCAGCACCUUGCAGUUGCAAGCCCCAGGUAUGGAUCCCAUCGCUCUUCCCCUGGAGGCCAGUGAAGAAAAUCUUGUUCUACGAAAAUGUCAAAGCAAGGUCUGUGGUGACAGAGUACAGGCAGUCGACUGUGGGGAGAGAGCAUCGGUCUGGCUCUCUCAGUUUCUGGGAAAACCUUGCUGUCUGAUUAGACAGAAUCCUGAUUUCUCUCGGGAUAUGAAAAUGGGCCAAGAACAAGCAGGACUCUGCCCCCCUUCUCUCUCUCUGGUGAAUGAGGCUCAGUUUCUGUUGAUUAACAGAGCUAGUGUGGCCCUUCUGCUGGAUCAUAUUGUCAACAGACAUGAUAUCUCACAAAAUGGCACAUCAUUCGACAUGCUACAGCUCCUCCACCGUUUCCGGGCCAACCUUGUUAUCUCCGGCCUGGAGCCUUUUGAAGAAGAGGACUGGUCCAAUGUGAAAAUAGGAGGUGCUCUGUUUCAGGUGGCAGGCAGGUGUGGUCGAUGCCAAAUGAUUGGAAUAGACCAGGCCUCUGGUACUAGAACCCAAGAGCCUCUCAGGUCUCUGUCUGAAUGCCGGAAUGGGAAGGUCACCUUUGGAAUAUACUUGCUUCACCUACCUAAGAGAAACCCUAGUACAUAUCCAACAUUAUCUGUUGGAUCCCAUGUGAUUGCACAGACAGAAAAAUCAGCAGACUAAUUUUAAGCUCAGAGUAACACUGGAAUUUGUAUUCAUAAAAUCCUUAAUCUGUGUCUGGAAAACUGGCCACACAAGUCGUACGCCUAUUUUCCACUAUGCCACGAAACCAUGCAGAGUAGGCCCAGCCUCAUUAUUAUUUUAUGUCCACAACUGCAACCAAGCUGUGACACCAUUCACAAGACUGAAGUUGGUUGGUUGUUUUUUGUUCACAAAUUUCAAGCAUCACUAUGAAACAUAAAUUGCACUGGUCCAUGUUACAUUUUGAAAAAAAGUUUCAAUAACGCCAUUCACUUUAAUUGUCCUUUAAAAUAGAAAUUGUGGAGGAUUUGCUUUCUAAAUUCCAAUUAAUUAAAUAAUAUGGUACUGGAGCAUAAGCUACAAUUAAGGAUCCAUAACAUUAAUGCAGUGCUUAAAGCAGUGAAUGGAUAUGUAUUUACCCCUGGACCUGUGAUAUACAGUAGAGCAUUAAAGAUAUUGUUGCUGUUCAAAAAAUGCAUCUUUACAGGAGAAGACAAAAAUAUUCUAAAUGCAUUUCUAUUGAUCUAUUCAUUGUGAACUUUAAAGGGCAGCUACUGUUCCAAGUAUUUAGAAAAAUGAAAAUUCAUAAAAUGAAGAUGUUUUUAUUGGACAGUGACAAUAUGUUUGACUACAUUUGAACAUUGCACUGCAUGCAACACAACAGAACCUCAUAUCUCCUAAAUGGUAACUUCACAGGAGAAGGGAAAAAAACUAUUUUACUUUUAAUGUAGUUCAAUGGAACUAGUCAUUUUGGGCCAUUUCUUUUGGUCCAUUUAUCAUGACAUUUUCACACAAUGUAAAGGGCAACAGGCAUUUUCAAAUUCUUUCAAAAACUGAAAUACUACAAAAAUGGGGAUAUGAAUUUUUGUUCCUGACAGCAGUGAUACAGUGUAUGAGACAAACAUAACAAGAGAAUAUGCUAAUAUGUAGUAGGAAUGGUGACAGUGCAGAGCCUUCAGUUUGGGCCAUAAAUGUCUGACUUCCUGAAGGCCUAGAGUGACAUAUUUGGUUAAUUCCACGGUCAGUUCCUUAUUAUGGUGGUCAGUCUGAUUUGUUAGGCCUUCUGUCCAGCUCCUGAAGGCCAACCAAUGGGAGCACUUGCUUGGCUGUAUCUACCCUAGACACCAGGGAGAAGAACAUUCUGUUUGGGCUGUUUUCUGUUGGGCAUUUCAAUAAUUAAACGCUUUUAUUUCCAAUCAUAUGUAACAAUGAAAUAAUAGCAUUACAAUACUCACAGACUUCACAAAUGCAACAUAAUGAUUAUAAUAAAUAAAAUGAACUAAACAUUA